AUGACCACAGGCACAGCACACGUAAAGCGUCCUUUUGUAGGUGGUGGAGCUUUCAAGGAACGUAGUUUGGCCAAUAGUGCACUUGAAAGCGAGAGAAAGUUGCGAGAGUUGAUGGGCAUGUUGCUUGAAGCUCGUACUACCACUACGUCUAUUCUAGCCCGUUUGCUUGAAGCUGGUGAUGACGAGAAAGAGUGGGAGGAUAUUGCGGACGGGGAAGAUUGUGAAGAUAUCGAUGAUGAGGACGAAUGGGAGGAUAUCGAUGACGACGAAGAGUUGGAGGAAGUUGAGAAUGAGGAUGAUUGGGAGGAUAUCGAUGAUGACGAAGACUGGGAAGACACUAAGGCCGCUGAGUCUGUAUUAUUAAUGAAGGUGGAGAAUCUACUUGUAAAGUGGUAUCACAAGGACGAUGUAACAGCACUUGUCAAGACCUUGAUCGAAUCUGCUCAGGCGUCGUAUGCCGAGCAGGAGGAGUUUUGGAAGGAUAGGCGCAUAGUUCAGGAGUGGUUCGGAGGUAUAGAUAAGUGA
Alternaria arbusti is the source of this 525-nucleotide messenger RNA. RefSeq lists its product as uncharacterized. Lineage: Eukaryota; Fungi; Ascomycota; Dothideomycetes; Pleosporales; Pleosporaceae. The record is from RefSeq and is a predicted model, not a curated record. The transcript has 2 exons. Bases 1 to 525 code for a protein of 174 amino acids.